AUGUCUAAUUCAAGGCUAUCAGAGCUGCUGGACAUUGUCAAGCAGGAGUUUGAUAGCAUUUCCUCAAAUGGUGUUAUGAUUAAAGAGCAGAGAGAUGAAUUUGAGAAUAAGUUAUCCGCUCAAAUAAACGAAAUCAACACACUCAAACAAUCAUUUCUUGACUUGAAAAACUUACACACGGAUAUCGUGAAUAGCUAUCAAGAGGAGAUUAGUAGACUUAGACUUGAAUUGGAUAAUCGACAAUCAAACUCGAAUAACUCAACUAGACCUCCAACUCCAAACAAAUCAAAUCAACUUCCCCCACCUUCUUUGUUCUCUAAUCAGCAGAAACCCUUUCAACAGCGAGAAUUUCAGCGUGAGCAGCAGCCACAGCAGCAACCGCAGCAACUUCAACAACCGCAGCAACCCCAACAACCCCAACAGCACCCUCAACACUCUUCUCAAUCUCCACUCCCUAUAAACACUCAAUUACACUCGAUCAAACGAUCUCAAUCACCUUAUCCAAGUCAUUCUGUCCAACAACAACAACAACAGCAUUCACAGCAACAACCACAACCACUACAUCACCUACCUCCCCCCGAUCACCCCCCACAACCCCCACAAAACUCUCUUAAACCCAUAAACCACUCAAUCCAAACUGACUUCACUGACGUCGACUCAUUCCCAAACGAAUUUAGAAAAGACGGUAGCGAUUGGUUAGCCAUCUACAACCCUCAACUUAAGCGUAAUAUGGACGUUUCCUUGAUACACAACCUCGUACACGAAUCUGUCGUUUGCUGCGUUAGAUUCUCUACAGAUGGUCAAUUUUUAGCCACUGGUUGCAACAAGACUGCUCAAAUUUACGACACUAAAACUGGUGCCAAAGUUUCUGUUCUUGUCGAUGAUAACGUCCCCAUCAAAGGCGAUUUAUACAUUCGCUCCGUCUGUUUCUCUCCAGACUCUAAAUUCCUUGCAACUGGCGCUGAAGAUAAACAAAUUAGAGUCUGGGAUAUUCAAAAGAAAAAGAUUAAAUCCCUUUUCACUGGUCACAACCAGGAAAUUUACUCCCUAGACUUCUCCAGCGAUGGUAAAUUUAUUGCUUCUGGUUCUGGCGAUAAAACUGCGAGAUUGUGGGAUGUUGAGUCUAAUACUUGCUUACACACAUUUGAUAUUCAAGAUAUUAUUAUGUGUGACACUGGUCCUAUUGAUUCUGGUGUCACCUCUGUUGCUAUUUCCCCCGACAACCGCAUGGUUGCUGCUGGGAGCUUAGACACCAAGGUUCGUGUUUGGGAUGUCAAGACGGGCAACCAGUUGGAGAGACUGACAGGACAUAAAGACUCUGUCUAUUCUGUCGCCUUCUCUCCUGAUGGCAAGUCAUUAAUCUCCGGCUCGUUGGAUCGUACUUUGAAGAUAUGGGAUUUAAGUGGGACCACCUCCGCAAUCAAUGGCGGAAAUCCACCACCAGUGAAAAAUGAAAUCAACGGUGAAAAGACUGGUUAUGCAGUCUGUAUAAACACACUCGUCGGUCACAAAGACUACGUUUUGUCUGUAGCUGUGUCGCCCGACGGUAAAUAUAUAGUAUCUGGAUCCAAAGAUCGCGGUGUACAAUUUUGGGAUCCUAAUACAGCUCAGACUCAACUAAUGCUCCAGGGUCACAAAAACUCUGUCAUCUCUAUUGACCUUUCAGCACGCGGUCAGUUGUUAGCUACAGGUAGUGGCGAUUAUCAUGCCAGGAUCUGGAGUUGUACACCUGAACAAUCUUGA
Messenger RNA from Wallemia ichthyophaga EXF-994, 1743 nucleotides. Its product is annotated as Transcriptional repressor rco-1. Gene Ontology annotation, molecular function: protein binding. The transcript has 3 exons. Lineage: Eukaryota; Fungi; Basidiomycota; Wallemiomycetes; Wallemiales; Wallemiaceae. Bases 1 to 1743 code for a protein of 580 amino acids. The record is from RefSeq and is a predicted model, not a curated record.